GAUGUUUCCUGUAUAAAACCAAAAGAAUCCAUUCAUCCAUCUUCGUGAAAGAAUAAACAAAACCGACCCUUCAAAACCGCCGUCCCAUCCUCCUCUAAUCCAACAACAGCCACAACAGCCAAACCCAUACACAACCAAACGAGAACCCCAAAGAAGAAAAAGAAAAUUUUCUUAAAAUACCCCUUCUUCUUCUUCUCAACAUGCCCCUAUGAAGACCAACCACGAAAAACCUUCCCUCCUCCUCAGAUCAUUCACCCUCUGUCUCUGUCUCUCUCUUUUUCUUCUCCUCUUCCUCUCUCUCCACCGCACUUCAAUCCCAUCUCCACCGUCCCUUGUCUCUGACGACCUCCGCAUCCGAUCCGGCUUCUCCUCCUACGACGCCUACAUCAAGCGCCAGCUCGACAAGACCUUGAACCCCAAGCUUCGUAAGAUCUGGACCACUCGCGACUGGGACCGCAAGAUCAACGUCUUCUCCAAAUUCUUCGAAGAUCUCAAGUCCAAGAAUCUCCUCUCCGACGGCUCCAAGGCCUUGUCCAUCGGUGCCCGCGUCGGGCAGGAGGUUGCCGCGCUGAGGAGGGUCGGGGUGUCGGACUCGGUCGGCAUCGACCUCGUGCCUUACCCACCGCUCGUAAUCAAGGGAGACUUCCAUGAGCAGCCGUUCGCGAAUGGGACGUUCGACUUCGAGUUCUCGAACGUGUUCGACCAUGCUUUGUAUCCGGCGAAGUUCGUGUCGGAGAUCGAACGGACUUUGAGGCCUGGCGGGGUGUGCGUAUUACAUGUGUCAAUAUCACGGAGGCCAGAUAAGUACUCGGCGAAUGAUCUGUACAGCGUGAGGCCGUUGGUGGAGUUGUUUAAGGAGUCGGAGGUAGUGCAUGUGAGAAGCGUGGACGGGUUCGGGUUGGACACGGAGAUUGUUUUCCGAAAGAAGAAGGAGAAGGCCAUGAAGAAAACGUCGUGAUUUCUGUUUUUAUUUUAUUUUAUUUAUUUUUUUCAUUUCUCAUUAUUUACGUCCAAAACAUAGAGUACGUUUGUUGUUAUUAGUGCGUGAGGAACAUUUUUAAGUCCGUCGAACCCACCCUGGAUACAAGGAAGCGUUGAUGGGUGGGCCUGAUGUGGGCAAGAAUCCUCUACAGCACCCGAAACUCCCAACCUUUGUGGGUCCCGCCAUAUUCUAUAUGGGAAUCCACUCCGUCCAUUAGAUGAGGAACUUUAUCUGAACCGCAUAUACAAAAGAUUAGCGUGAUAUAGAUAAGAAAAAUCUCCGAAUGGGCCACACCAAUGGGAUCAACAAGGCAAAAUUGCUACUAAAACUUCUAAGUUCACGUCUUGUGGCUCACCUGAGUUUUGGGUCAGGCUGGGUUUUGGUUAUUUACUUUAUCCUUGAGAUUUACACCUGAUUAACGUUUUUGAUGUAAGAUAAACAGCACGAUGAUCCUCACACAAACCUAUGGUUUUCAUCCCAUCUCUGUUGUUCCAUGUGAUGUGGCUCACCUGGGUUGUGGAUCUGGCUUACUUUUUCCAUCAGUGCCUAUAAUCGAGGGUAAAACGUGAUGGACAGAGUGGAUUUAUAUAACAACAUGGUGGCCCUACAGAGAUUUUUACGCACCACGUAAAACAGGUGUGGCUGAGGAUUCCGGUCCGCCGGCUGUGGCUGCCUCUAUACAAAAGUUGCAACUAUUUGAUGAUUUUGAUUAAAAUAUUAAUUGACAGCUUUCUUUCAGGUUC
Messenger RNA from Magnolia sinica, 1725 nucleotides. RefSeq lists its product as uncharacterized. The record is from RefSeq and is a predicted model, not a curated record. Lineage: Eukaryota; Viridiplantae; Streptophyta; Magnoliopsida; Magnoliales; Magnoliaceae. Bases 209 to 958 code for a protein of 249 amino acids. The transcript has a single exon. Gene Ontology annotation, molecular function: S-adenosylmethionine-dependent methyltransferase activity.